AUGGGCGCCACGCUCGAGUCCCCGAUCACGAAGCUCUCCAAGGAGGAAAAGGCGGCCAAGAAGGCAGCCAAGGCGGAGAAGCUGGCGAAGAAGGAGGCCAAGAUUGCAGCCAAGCUGGCCGCAAAGGACGUGGCCGCAGAGCCGCCGGAGCCGGUCGAUGAGGAGGUUGAGCAGGCUGAUGUGGAGGAAAACGAGGUGGAGGAGGCGGCGGACGACGGCUUCAAGGUGCACAAGUACGUGCCGCCGCCUGAGCCGGAGGACGAAACGCUGCAGUGCCGCGAUUGUGGCGGCGACUUCAUCUUCACUGUCGGCGAGCAGGAGUUCUUCAAGUCGAAGGGCUUCGACAACAAGAAGACGCGCUGCGCCGAGGCCAUCGCUCGUCGGAAUGUACUAAGCCUCGCGCGGAAGGUGGCAAGGGCGGUGGCGGCGGCAUGGCCUGCACUGCCCUCCUCGCUUGUCUUUGUGCCGUUUGAGUGUACCACCUUCGUAACGGUGUAA
Messenger RNA from Emiliania huxleyi CCMP1516, 498 nucleotides. RefSeq lists its product as hypothetical. The transcript is spliced from 3 exons. The record is from RefSeq and is a predicted model, not a curated record. The coding region runs from base 1 to 498 and encodes 165 amino acids. NCBI's taxonomy places the organism in Eukaryota, Haptophyta, Isochrysidales, Noelaerhabdaceae.